Molecule: messenger RNA, 1980 nt
Organism: Spinacia oleracea (spinach)
Lineage: Eukaryota; Viridiplantae; Streptophyta; Magnoliopsida; Caryophyllales; Amaranthaceae
Exons: 3
Coding region: 1-1980 (659 amino acids)
Source: RefSeq, a predicted model, not a curated record
AUGACUGAGUCAAGCGAACCGAUAAUCCAGCAAAUAGAACCACCCACCUCUAGAAACAACCAGAGAAUCACAAACGUACCUUUGUUCGGCAUGCCUCAGAGUCUUGGUCCGCCAAGAGAGACACCACAACCCAGAGCUAUGGCAACCCCCAGCCAGGGCCAGGGCAUCCCAGUUCCAACCAGUGCCUCACUAGCACGGUUGGGGGCACAGUUCUCACCCGACCAGAUGCGCACAGCCAUAGAAGUCCUGACCUUCCUUACCCAGACAACACCGCAAGCCCAGGUCAUGAGGACAGCCCCAGAGGUUGAGGUUGAGCAGAGGAGGAAACGUCCCAGACCCCAAAACAGUCCGAACGUCUGGAGGAGGAAUCUGCAGCAGGAGAUGGAAGGGGCUGACAGCCAAGAAUAUGAGGCAGAAAGUAUCACGCCUAGCAGAGCUCAACCCAGAGCGAGAACCGAACAAGCACCCAGCCAGAGGCACCACUCCGGGUCAGGUAUGCCAAAUCCCACCCGAGCAAUAGUUAAACCUGAUAAUUCCCCUUUCUGUGAUGAGAUACUCUCGGAAAAAAUGGAAAAGAUAAAAAUGCCCACCUGCAAAUAUUCCGGAAAGUCAGACCCAACGAAUCACCUCUCUGCCUUUGGAGGACACAUGAUGCUAUAUACCAACACAGACUCUAUGUGGUGUAAGGUUUUCCCUUCCACUCUGGAGGGGAUGGCACAGAGCUGGUUCGGUAAAAUACCCAAGGGCACCAUAACCUCUUUCCGGCAGUUAGCCAUCUUGUUUCGCACCCAAUAUGUGGCAAACAUUGCCAGAGAAAGGAUGACAGGGGAGCUGAUGUCAGUCAUCCAAGGACCUCAGGAAUCUCUGAGGGAGUACAUAUCCAGAUUCAAUAUGGAGGCAUCGAAUAUACUCAAGUUACAGCAAGAGGUAGCAGUCCUGGCUAUGAUGACUGGUCUGCGGGAUGGAGAAUUCAAGAGUUAUCUGGGCAGAAAGUCAUUCACAACCCUGGCAGAGGUACUGGGGAAGGCAAAUGAAUUCAUAAAAAGUGAAGAGAUUGGCAGAGCAACCUCACGACGAUAUGUAGCAAGUGAGAACAAUUACGGUAGUCAGAGCAGAAAAGAGCCGUACAAAACAGAAUACCCAGACAAAAGGGAAAAUCAGCAGCCCAGAAAAGAUUGGCACGGGCAGGUCAGAGGAAGGGGUAGUGAGUUCAAAACUGAAAAGCGAGGCAAAUUCAACGAAUACACUCCUCUGGUUGCAUCCAGAACCCAGAUUUUUGCUAUCAGCAAGGAGGAUGAGAAAUGGCAGAGACCACCGAAAAUAGGAUGCACUCACCUGAAAGAUAACAUUGAGGACCUGAUCCGAAGGGGGUACCUAACACAAUUUAAGGCAAAGAGCUCAUACAGCAGGACCUACGAAAACAGGGAUGAUGAGGGUCGAUUUGAUAACAGGAAGACAGAGCAAAAACAGAACCACCCAGCAGAGCAGAAGAGGUCGAAUGAUAUACUGGUCAUAACAGGAGGACCAGUCUACGCUGGUACUACAGCCAGCGGUGCUAAGGCCAGUGUGAACGAAUUUAAACACCAGGUUAAUUACCACAACUCAGGAAAAUGGCCUGCCCCUCCAAAAAUCCCACAGUGCACUUUUACAGAAGAUGAUUGUAAGGGCAUAAUUUAUCCCCAUGAUGACCCAAUGGUGUUAGCUCUGGAUGUGGCUAACAGAAAAAUCCAUCGAAUCCUGAUAGACGGAGGAAGCUCUGCAAACAUUAUAUUCUGGCCAGCUUUCCAAGAGCUGCAGAUUGAAGAGAAGCACGUAAAGCCAAUUAGCUACCCAGUAAUUGGUUUCACAGGAGCAACGGUGAUACCAGAAGGAAUAGUUAGCUUACCUGUCCAAAUUGGGCAGGGGAAAGAUAUCAAGGAUGUCAUGGUUGAUUUCAUGAUAGUCAAGGAGCAGUGGUGUCUACUUAUCACCUCACCAUGA